AUGGAGACGGAAUCUACACUUGCUACUAUCAAAAUGAUGAAUCAAGACCUAGUACGCUUGGACAGAUUCGAAGGUGAAAAUUUCACAAGAUGGCAAGACAAACUUAAAUUUCUAUUAACGGCCUUGAAGAUCUUCUAUGUGCUUGAUCCAAAAUUGGAGCCCAUUCCCGAUGUAACUGACAAGGAUAUCGAAGAAAUUCACAUAGAAAGGAAGAAACAGGAAGAGGACGAAUUGAUAUGUCCUGGUCAUAUCCUAAUUGCAUUAUCCGAUCGCCUCUAUGAUCUCUACACCAACACUACAUUGGCAAAAGAAAUCUGGUACGUGCUAGAAAACAAAUACAAAGCCGAGGAAGAAGGUACCAAAAAGUUCUUAAUAUCUAAGUAUUUUGAUUUCAAAUUUUUCGAUAAUAUACCGUUAUUGCCUCAAGUACAUGAGUUACAAAUAAUUGUAAACAAACUGAAAGCGGUAAAAAUCGAACUUCCCGAAACUUUCCAAGUGGGAGCAAUUAUUGCUAAACUUCCUGGUUCUUGGAAAGGAUAUAGGAAGAAGAUUCUUCACAAUUCUGAAGACUUUGGAUAUAUGCCUUUCGAUUUCGAGUAG
Olea europaea var. sylvestris is the source of this 600-nucleotide messenger RNA. RefSeq lists its product as uncharacterized. The transcript has a single exon. The coding region runs from base 1 to 600 and encodes 199 amino acids. The record is from RefSeq and is a predicted model, not a curated record. Lineage: Eukaryota; Viridiplantae; Streptophyta; Magnoliopsida; Lamiales; Oleaceae.